Molecule: messenger RNA, 449 nt
Organism: Bactrocera oleae (olive fruit fly)
Lineage: Eukaryota; Metazoa; Arthropoda; Insecta; Diptera; Tephritidae
Product: cuticle protein 16.5-like
Source: RefSeq, a predicted model, not a curated record
CUCGAGUCUUCACUAAAUAGUUAAUCAGUUCCAUUUUUCUCUACAACAGUAAAACAACUACCAAACAACAAAACAGUCAAAAUGUUCAAAUACUUCGCUCUCGUUUUCGUCGCCCUUUUCGCCUUCGCCGCUGCCGAGCCUAAACCCGCUGUGGUAGCAGCGCCAUUCGCCUACUCAGCCCCAUUGGUCGCCUCUCCCUACGCCGCUGCCUAUGCUGCCCCAUAUGCCGCUUACGCUGCCGCACCCUAUGCCGCCUACGCUUCACCCUACGCGGCCUAUUCCGCCUACUCCGCUUACCCAUACAGCGCCGCCUAUGUGCUCCGCAAGUAAAUUAUAGAGGAGAAUAUGAGCGAAUAUUAAAAAAAGCUGAAAAUGACGCAAUAUUCAAUAGACAAACGGUCGAAAACUUACGAACAAAAAAUAAAUAAAUGAAAAAGUAAAACCGAAAA